AUGAACAUACUAUCCCUUAUACAACAGCAAGCAGAUUAUACCACAAAAUGGAUAGAAAAAUCUUCUAUCACUAAAAAGCAGUAUGUCUCACUCUCCGUCGCGGCGGCUAUUACCUACUUUGUUUGGAAACAAUGCAGCAGAAACAGAAGAACAGACAUUGAUCCGACACUUUUACCCCCUAAAGUGGAGGGUGGACUUCCAAUAGUAGGAAACUUGCUGGAUCUUCAAAAGAAUCCUCGACAAUACUUGAACGAUGCUAGGAAGAAUUUCGGGCCCUGCUUCCGUCUAUACCUACCCGGUUUAGGCAACACAGUUGUCGUCACGGGCACUUUGAUCCAAGAAGUAAUGAAAGCCACAAAAAAUUUCAGCUUUGAUGAAGGGAUUGAAAACCUUAUUCCUGCUGAAAAAGUGGUUAGAAUCUCCUACGGCCAUAAAUUUAAAAAAGAAGCAAUCAGCCCUAGAGCUAAGAAUCCCAUUAUUUAUCCCAUAAAGCAUAACUUUAAGGAAAACCAGAUCGAUGUCUUUUCAGAACGUAUCCGGUAUGCUCUUGACAAAGCGCUUGAUGAAGAGCUCAAUAUCAAACCAGGCGAUGAACAAGCAGUGGACAUCAAAGAUAAACUAGCUUACAUUAUCUCGCGUAUCUCGUGCUUAUGUUUCGCCGGUAGUAAAGUAGGGGUCAACGAAGAGUUGAUCACUGGUAUGGCUCACUUCACACAAAAAAUCAUCCGAGCAGGCCUGUUCAUUUCUUAUUUACCCAGCUGGCUCAGUCGCUUCCUUGUACGAUGGAUCUUCUCUGUGGAACAAGAAAUGGAUGUGAUCAUGGCCUUAUUAGUACCUGAACUGCGAAAGAUCAGAAAUGGUGAGAUGGGUGACGAUUAUGAGGCUACGUUUGCUACCAUGGCACUCAAUUUACCUAAAGAAGACGGAACCUUAAGAAAAGUGGAAGACGCUGCCUAUUAUUUCAACAACAUUGCUCUAGCAAGUAUUCAUACAACAUCUCAUUUCGCGUCUUUUGCCUUCCACGAACUAGCGUGCCGCCCUCAGCUAGUCGAAGACCUACGAGCCGAAUUACACACUCUCCAGGGCGAUAUGACACCUGAAACGGUGGCUAAACUACCCUUGAUGGACUCCUUCUUUAGAGAAGUGCUUCGUUGUAACCCUGACUAUUUAGGUCUGCAUCAUCUCACAUUGAAGGAUUCGACGUUGUCAACAGGGCAUGUUGUUCCUAAAGGUUAUUUCGUCUUACUCGCUCUUGAUCAGGUUCAACAAGACAUGCAUUUCUUGCCUGUCAAUCCAUUGACAGGUGAAGUACACUCAGGCACUUCUCCUCUGGAAGAAUUCGAUGCUUACAGAUUUGUGGGAACGAAUAUCAAGUCAACGACGGUUGGCUUGGAGCAUAUGGCUUUUGGUUUGGGCGCACAUGCUUGUCCUGGUCGCUUUUUCGCUGCUAAUGAGAUUAAAUAUGUGGUCGCUGUUAUGAUUAUGCGCUAUAAUAUUCGCACUCGUAGUGGCAAAAGAGCUAAAGAUAAUGUCAUGCUCGGUAUGACAAGAUUCCCUCCAGCUGAACCUUUGAUUAUUGAACGACGAUUACAGUAA
Molecule: messenger RNA, 1596 nt
Organism: Mycotypha africana
Lineage: Eukaryota; Fungi; Mucoromycota; Mucoromycetes; Mucorales; Mycotyphaceae
Product: cytochrome P450
Exons: 2
Coding region: 1-1596 (531 amino acids)
Molecular function (GO): heme binding; oxidoreductase activity, acting on paired donors, with incorporation or reduction of molecular oxygen; iron ion binding
Source: RefSeq, a predicted model, not a curated record